AAAUGGUUGCGGUGGCAACUGGUCGUGGUAAUGGUUAGGUAAAGAAGAAUGGCACUUGCUGGUUUUUGAUUCGUCAAUAGUGCAAUGCAGCUAUGGAGUUAAAGGAUAAUUUAAUAAAGUACAACUUUAAUGAUAAAGAUUGGCCAACACCGGGUGAAGCCGUCGUAACAACUAAUGACGAAACAAGUGUUGAAUGUGCAAGUGCUAAACCUUCAUUGCAAGCCAGUAUUAUCAAUAAGGGGGGAGAGAUCGAUUCAUCUGUAACAAACACUACGACAACAACUCAAGGAGCUAAGAAAGGUUCCAAAAACAAAUGGAGACCUUUGGAAUUAGAAGUACCAACCAGUAAGCCUGAAAGACGACCACGACCUUCGAGGAACCACAGAAAAGAUUCUAUCAACUUAGAUAACUCACAAUCAUCAGAAGUUCCAAAUGGCGGAGCUACCAGCAGCAAAAAAUAUGGUGAUAACAUGCUUCAAGCUUUAAACAAUAAUAGGAUUAAUACAGUUUCUUCAGCGCCUUCUUCGUCGGACAAAGGAUUUCGUGGAGGUCGUCGAGGACGUGGUAGGGGUAGAGGUGGUCUAUCUUCACAAUCAAAUCCAAGUAACAGUGGGGGAGGUAACAUUGGUCCUGGAUCUAGUGGACCAACACACCGUGGUGGCGGUGGACGCUCAAAUCGUGGCUAUGAUCCAGGUCGCAUUACUCCAAAUCAUGAAGAUUUUCCUGCCGAUAUCGCCUAUUAUGUUGAUUAUUCACCAAUCUCUGAUGCAGCUAUUUCUAAUGAGCCAGAGAUUGAUAUUGGUUUAAUAUCACCUACUUUAGGUCCACCAACACCAGCAGCAGUUGCUGCUGCUUUUGUCUCACCAGCUAUUGUUCCAACUACAACUACUUUUGUGCCUACAGCAGCUUUCUUUUCUCCAUAUGCCGCCGCAGUAACCACUACUGCUUUACAGGACCCUAAUGUGUUAAAGAAGUUGAUAAAAUCGCAAAUUGAAUAUUAUUUUAGUGAAGAAAACUUGCAACGUGAUUUUUUCCUUCGACGUAAAAUGGAUGAAGAAGGCUACCUUCCUAUUUCUCUAAUCGCAUCAUUUCAUCGAGUCAAAGCAUUAACCACUGAGGUAGCAUUGGUCUUGGAUGCUCUGAGAGGAUCAGAUAAAGUCGAAUUUAAUGAAGAUGGAACAAAACUGCGGACAAUCGUUGAUCCUCUUAAAUGGCCGAUUUUUGAUCAAACACAACCUCAAAUUGCCUCGACUGCUUCAUUGGGAACCAAGUUUACUUAUUGAAUUUCGUUAGAACUUGUGUUUCAUCUGGAGAAACUGGACUACUUGGUAAACUGACGCAAUCAUUUCAAUCAAUUGUUCAUUAUUCCCACCUGAGAAAGAGGAUGGCAAAGGAUUAUUGAAAACAAAUUUGUUUUGAUAAACAUAUUAUCUGUUAACACAAUUGUUGAUGAAAUGAAUAUUGGUUCAUCUGAUUCAUUUGGUGAUGGUGGUAAAGCUUUUGUGACUGGAAUCGAUCCAGAUAAUUGUUUACCCGACUUGUUUAUUUUUCAUGUGUCUUUGACGACUCUCUCCAUCUCGUGAGAUUGAUUAUUCAGAAGCAAAAGUUGAGUUUGAGUACGACACUUGAAUUUAUAUAUUUUGAUUGCGUUGCUCAUCAGCUUUUCUAAUAUUUACACGUUUCUCAGACUCUUUUCCACCUUCAUUAUCAUCAUCAUCUCCCUCUACAUCUUCAUUAAUCUCGCCUAGUCUAUGAUUAUUUAUUUUGGUGAUUCAAUUUAGCUUAUUUACUCAUUACUACUACACUGAUGGACUAAAAUAAUGCAAUAAGCAUAUUUCAAUGAUAAUUUCGUUAAAUAAUUCAGUCUAAUUAAAAAUUUGUUAAUAAUUAUAUAAA
Molecule: messenger RNA, 1896 nt
Organism: Tetranychus urticae (two-spotted spider mite)
Lineage: Eukaryota; Metazoa; Arthropoda; Arachnida; Trombidiformes; Tetranychidae
Biological process (GO): RNA processing; positive regulation of translation
Cellular component (GO): cytoplasmic stress granule; nucleus; ribonucleoprotein complex
Molecular function (GO): RNA binding
Source: RefSeq, a predicted model, not a curated record